AUCAUUAUACCAAUAACUAUUAUGUUAAACAAUUAAAAUUGAUAGAGUAUAGGUUAAAAUAAAAAAAUUGAUGAAAUUUAUUCCUGUAUCUUUACACUUUUGUAAUUGCAUUCACUAGAGUUACUUUGUCAUUGAUAAUUUGCUAUAAGGAAAAAAGAAUUGGAUAUUCACAGUAAGUCAAUAUUUAAUUAUAGAAUUGAAUAUUAAAGAAUAUAAAAAAAUAGUAUUUCACAUUGAUUUCAAGGAAAUUAAUGAUAAUAUAAUAAUAAAGUUUUUUCGAAUAGCAAAUCUUCAUUUAAUAUUCGUUUCUCUAUAUUACUUUGUAAAGAAACUCGUAUGAAUAUCCGUAGUCUAUUGACGGAGAUUUAUGUAGGGAUGACCUUUUUAUUUAACUAUAUAUGUAUGACAGACGAUUAUUGGUAAUUAUGUUCACAUCAAUUCGUUGCUCAUUUAACACUCUUUAUGCAAUGACUUAUUAAUCGUUCCCUCACGAAGAUCCGGCGCACAGUUAAUGCGUAAUACAUUGUGAAUAAAACGCAAUGACAUUUAAAGAGAAAUGAAGGUGGAUAUUAGAAUGUGAGUGUACUCGAUCGAUUGUUCAUUGAUUUACAAACACUACACGUUAGAUUUAUGCGGCAGUAAACCAUUUUUUUGUAUUAUACAUAUAAGUUCGUUUCGCGGGAAAAUGGCGGAUCAAUAUCUCACCCCCACGCGGAUCUGAGCGGCAUCCCCAGUUACCAAAGGUUUUUGCAAAUUGAAUUUUGAUUUUUUGAGUGAAAAUUCUGUGUUCCCUUUUCGAUUUUUUUCCCUUGAUAAACGUUUACUUGGUUCUUCGUGUCAUCAAGAUAUUCAAUGCAUACUUUCUAUGCGAUUCUUGAAAAAUGGAUCUUGAAGUGUGAACUACACGGAAGAUCGGGCAAAGAAUGAUGCAAAAAGUGGGGUCAGUUUUAUCAGGAACGUGAACUUUAAUCAAGAUACGAAGUGUCAUCACGUGAAAAGUGAAAGGGUAACCCACCACCCCCUCGGAAUUGAGCGUAAUAAAAUUGGCAUACCCGUUCAGUCUAAUAAUUGAAUUUCCUUUGUGGAUGUUAAGGUACUUUGUUCCUUAAACUCGAAUCUAAGACGAUUAUGAUGUGCGUGCGAAGAUGCCGGAAAACCAGCGGUCAGCGUAUUUCCGCGUAUGGAAAACGCUGAUAAUGAGCAAUUACAAAACCGAAUAUCAUAUUUUAUAUCUAACAAAAACUGAAAUGUUUAGGGAAGUGUGUACACAGUAAUUGUUUUUAAUGCUGAUUAAGCAUUUGGCAAUUGUAUGUUAGCGUGUGAAGGAAACAUAAUGUUAAAUAUACUAGGUGCUGAGCCAAAAUACUACCUCUGCUAUAUGUACAAAGUAACAAAAUUGAUUGUGUUAGAAGUAAAAUAAAAAUAUAUAAAUAUAUAAAUAUAUAUAUAUAUAUACAUACAUAUAUAUAUAUAUUAUAUAUGUACACAUACACAUAUAACAUAUACGAAUGUAAAUGUAAAUGAAGAAACAUAUAUUCUAAUGUAAAAGUAUUCACACGUAAAUGUAUAGUAAAGUAAAUCAGAAGCUCUUCCUCGAUGUACGUCCUCGUAUUCAACAAGAUCAACCAAUAUGGAAAGAGGACAUUUGAUAACAAUAGUUGUUUGACAAAUGCAUAAAAGCAACAUCAUAUAAACAGUUGAAAAGAAUUAAACAUCAAACGAAUAAAAAUGAACAUACCGUAUGAUGAAAAUUUGGUAUGGAUAGUAGUGAUUGGAUUUUUAGUGGCCUUUGUUUUGGCAUUCGGAAUUGGAGCUAACGAUGUCGCCAAUAGUUUUGGCACAAGCGUUGGCGCUGGAGUACUUACAAUAUUCCAAGCUUGUAUUUUAGCAACUAUAUUUGAAAUUGCUGGAGCUGUACUCAUUGGUUAUAAGGUUUCCGAUACAAUGAGAAAAGGUAUAUUAGAUGUUACAUUGUACGAAGGCCAUGAAAAAGAAUUAAUGAUAGGAGCAUUAUCUAGUUUAGCUGGAUCUGGUAUCUGGCUCAUUCUAGCAACAGCAUUACGAUUACCUAUUUCUGGAACACAUUCCAUUGUUGGUGCUACAGUUGGUUUUUCACUUGUCUGUAAAGGUAUUGCAGGGGUAAAAUGGAUAGCUCUUGCAAAUAUAGCAGCAUCUUGGUUUGCAAGUCCUGUACUUAGUGGAAUUGUAUCAGGUGCUAUAUUUUGGCUUCUAAGAAAAUCUGUACUCCAGUCGAAUAAGCCUUUAGAACAAGGUCUUCAUAUUCUCCCAUUAGCAUAUGGUCUCACUGUUGCUAUUAAUGUUAUGUCAGUUGCACACGAUGGACCUAAACUUUUAAUGCUUGACAAAAUGCCAUGGUGGGGUAGUUUAAUAGCCGCAGUAAGUUUCGGUUUAUUUUCAGCUGCCAUUGUUUAUUUAUUUGUUGUACCAUGGCAAAGAAAGCGAAUAUUACUAUCACUGAGUAGCAACGAAAAUACUACAACAACAAAGUUUGGUACCUGCGAUAAAAAAGAAACUACAGCAUUAUCUGUUAUAUCGGAAGCCCCACAAAGUAGUAGCAGUAGUAGUAGUAAUGGUAAUGCCAAAGAAGCAGCACCAAAAUUACGUGGUAAUAGUAGCGCAAGUCCUCUGUUAAUGGUAUCAGGAUCAGAUACCGAGGGUGCUAAAGUUGAACCUGAAAGAAAAAACGAGGAACCACCAGAGAUAUCUAAAUUGUUUGCUUUUCUGCAAGUAUUAACUGCAGCGUUUGGUAGUUUCGCACACGGUGGUAACGAUGUCAGUAAUGCGAUUGGACCACUCAUUGCACUCUGGGCUGUAUAUGCAGAAGGAUCAGCUAGGCAAGAAGCAGAAACUCCAAUACUUAUAUUACUUUAUGGUGGUUUAGGAAUAUCAACUGGUCUUUGGAUGUGGGGACGUAGAGUUAUACAAACAUUAGGUCAAGAUUUAGCACGUAUUACACCAACAACUGGAUUUACUAUAGAAGUAGGAGCAGCAGUAACAGUUUUGUUGGCAAGUAAGGCUGGUUUACCUGUGUCAACAACGCAUUGCAAAGUAGGAUCAGUUGUCUGUGUGGGUUGGGCAUCGCGUGGCGGCGAGGGUGUAUCAUGGAAAUUAUUUCGUAAUAUUGCAUUUGCAUGGUUGAUUACUGUACCAGUGGCUGGCUGCUUAUCUGCAGGAUGUAUGGCUAUUUUCAAAGAAAUAAUUAGUAUGUGACUUCGUAAUCAAGGCAGCUAACA
Molecule: messenger RNA, 3254 nt
Organism: Nomia melanderi (Alkali bee)
Lineage: Eukaryota; Metazoa; Arthropoda; Insecta; Hymenoptera; Halictidae
Gene: NaPi-III
Product: Na[+]-dependent inorganic phosphate cotransporter type III
Biological process (GO): phosphate ion transmembrane transport
Cellular component (GO): membrane
Molecular function (GO): phosphate transmembrane transporter activity
Source: RefSeq, a predicted model, not a curated record